ACAAAAAGCGUCGUCGUGCCACAAAAUAAAGUACAUACGAAAACCGGGGGAAGUGGAAAAGUCCGUCCUGACAAACGGACAGCUGCCCAUAUUAUGAAAAUGGGUUGGUGACGUCAUGCUUACCGCCCAGGCCACGCCCGUAUUUUUCAACCGUUUCUAAGCCGGAAGCGGCAAAGUAAUGGGAAGACCUUCGCUUCCAGGCGCAGGGAAGUGGACCUGUUUACACGAUGAAUAAAAGAAAGACGAGUGUUCAGCAUGCUGAAAGACCUGCAAAAUCCCGCAGGAUAGAGGGCACGACACAUGGCCAAGAGGAUGAGGACAUGGAUGAGGAAACAGGCUUUUAUCCAGAGCACCAUUUCUCUACCUCGAGUGCUGGAGAUAUUGGUGUUAUUGAGAGCAUCACUCUGAAGAAUUUCAUGAGUCAUCACUUGCUUGGCCCUUUUCAGUUUGGAUCAAAUGUUAAUUUUAUUGUUGGAAAUAAUGGAAGUGGGAAGAGUGCUAUCCUCACUGCGCUCAUCGUUGGCCUGGGUGGUAAAGCAACUACAACCAACAGAGGAGCCGCUUUGAAGAGUUUUGUGAAAUAUGGAGAAAACUCUGCAGAAGUUACAGUAAAAUUGAGAAACAGAGGAAGCGAUGCUUAUAAAGGUGAUGUAUAUGGGGAUUGCAUCUCUAUUGAACAAAGGAUUACCAGCGAUGGUUGCAGGACAUGCAAAAUUAAGAACAAAUCUGGGUCUAUUGUCUCCACUAAAAAGGAAGAGUUAACAGCAAUAUUGGACCAUUUCAACAUACAGGUUGACAAUCCAGUCUCGAUCUUAAAUCAGGAAAUGAGUAAACAAUUCCUCCAUUCAAAAAGCGAAGCAGAUAAGUACAAAUUUUUCAUGAAGGCCACUCUACUAGAGCAAAUGAAGAGAGACUACAUACACAUCAAGCAGACCGAAGCUUUGACACGGGAACAAGUAGAAAGGCAGGAGGAGUGUCUGCGAGAUCUCAGACAGUUGUUUCUACAAAAGAAAGAAAAGUAUGAAAAUCUAGCAACACUUGAGAAAAUGAGGCAGACUUUAGAAGAGCUACAGAAAAAGAUGGCGUGGGCUCUGGUGGGAGAAAAGGAGAGAGAAGUACAGCAGCUGAAGGAACAAAUUGAUAAAGUACAGAACGAUGAACGUAAUGAACAGAAGCUGCAGCUCUGUCGGAGUAAAAUUAGUUCUGCUGAAAAGAAAUUGCAGGAUAUCCAACAGAAGCUUGGAAAAGUGAAAGAGGACGAUGAACAUUUAGCAGAGGAAUGCCGAAAACUGAAAGAAGAUGCAAAGCUCAAAAGUAAAGAUCAGAAGAACCAGGAAGUGGUGUACUUUCGUGCUGAGAACAAAUUAAAACAAUUAGAAAAAGAGCAAUGCAUUCUGCAGGAGAGAAUUUAUAAAAUAAAUAAUAGUAGUAGGAGAAGGAACCAUGAGGCAGAGCAGACACAGCGGACAAAGAAAAUAUCUGCUCUGAAAAAGCAGCUAGAAAAACUUGAGAUGGAGUCUACAACCCUUAAUCAAGAAAUCAUGGAGAAACAGCAGGCCCUUUUCAAAGGAAGGGAAGAAUAUGACAAGCUAAGCAUGGAAGAAAAAAACAUCCAGGUCUCUCUGGAGUCCAAACUGAAGAGAAAGAACCAACUGACUGCCAGCAGAUCCAACAGACUGAGACGAUUUGGUGAUCGUAUGCCAGAACUAAUGGAGUCAAUAAACAAAGCACAUGCUCAAGGACGCUUCAUUAAGAAACCUGUGGGGCCAAUAGGUGCAUGCAUCAGACUUAAGGAUCCAAGUUUGGCUGUGGCUGUGGAAAGUUGCUUACGGAGUUUCAUGAAAACAUUUUGCUGUGACAAUUACAAGGAUGAAAAGGUCUUACAGGAGCUGAUGGCUCCACAUUUUUCUAAAGGCAGCAGACCCCAGAUUGUGGUGUGUUCUUUCACAGAACACGUUUACAACGUUCAACACCGAGGUGUACAUCAUCCAGAGUUCCCAUCAGUUUUGGACUCUCUCAUCAUUGAAAGUCCUGUAAUCACUAAUUGUUUAAUAGACAUGCGGAACAUCGAGUGCAUUCUUAUCAUCAAAGACAGUGCUGUUGCCAGGAGAGUCAUGCAAAUGCAGAGGCCCCCUGGAAAUUGUCGUGAGGCCUUCACUGCUGAUGGUGAUCAGGUUUAUACCAAUCGUUAUUACACCCCUGAACAAGAAGUCAUGGUUAAAUACCUCAGUGGGGAUCCAGAGGCAGAAAUUCGUCUGGUGCAGUCAGAGGUGGAAAAUUAUCAGGCUCAGCUCAACAGAUUUCAGCUUCACUUACACUCGGUGAGGCAGGACAUUCAGACCAUGGAGGAGAGGCUGCGCAGUGCCAAAAUAGCAUGCAAAAAAAAUCAGGAAAGUAUGAAUAAAGUUAAAGCAUCAAUAAUCGAGCUAGAGAAUGUUGAGGAGACGCAGACUGAGGACGUCAGUUCACUGGAAGAAGAUGGUCAAGAAAAUCAGCAGAAGAUUGAGCUAGAGAAAAAAAAUGUAAAAGUAGCAAAAAGUGAACUGGACAAGCAUAAUAAGGCAAUCACAGACCUUGAUCGGAAAUACAGAGAUGUGAAAAACAAAAGAGAGCAGUUGUCAGAUGAAACUGAGCAAUUGAAGGAGGAACAAGUGAAAGCUGAGGCUGAACGCAACAAAUUCGAACAGACCCUCAAGAUCCUGGAAGAGAAGCUCAAGACGCAUCAGGGCAAUAUAAAAGCCAUGCGAGAGAACCUCACUUGCAGAGAAAAGGAAAAACAGGACAUCGAAGCAAAAGCCAGAGAAAUCUGCCCUGAUCCUCAGCGUCCUGAUCGGAGUACCAAGAGCAUCGACACAGAGAUCACACGUCUGCACCAGAAGAUCAGCUCCCAAGAGAUCACCCAUGGCAAUCAGGAACAAGUGAUCAGGGAGUACGCUGAGGCCUACAGUAAUUAUAAAAACAAAUCCAGUCAGCUGAGAGAUCUGAAGAAAUUUUUUGAUCGUCUGGACAACAUCAUGACUGACAGGCAGGCUCGAUACAAAACUCUGAGAAGAUCCCUCUCAGUGAGAUGCAAGUUAUACUUCAACAAUUUCCUUAUCAAACUGCGCUGCUGUGGGUCCAUGAUGUUUGAUCACAACAAUGAAACUCUUUCCAUUUCAGUGAAGCCACCAGGUCGGGAGAAUGACAGCGUUAACGACAUGCGCUCUCUGUCUGGAGGGGAGCGCUCCUUCUCCACAGUUUGCUUUAUUCUUUCUCUGUGGGAGAUCACAGAAUCCCCAUUUAGAUGCCUGGAUGAGUUUGAUGUGUACAUGGACAUGCACAACCGCCGGAUCUCACUGGACCUGCUUCUUGAGCUCUCUGAGCGUCAGCAUCUCCGACAGUUCAUCUUCAUCACUCCUCUGACCACCAGCCACCUGCCUAAGAGUUCUCAUAUUAAAAUCCACCAGUUGCAAGAUCCAGACAGAGAAACAGAGACCUAGGAUUUGACAAGAGAAGGGAUUGCACUUAUAUAGUAUAUGUGUAUGUAUAUUUUUAAUGUUUCUGCAUUUCGUUUUAUUCAUAAGUUUUAAUAUGCGUCAGCGGUUUUACAGAAAAGUUGUAUUAAAAGCUGCUUAAAUAAAAGUUGUUUUAAAAAAACAUUAAAUAUCAGAAAGCAAUAUUAAAGCGAUAAAGGUUCCGGGCCACUUAGGUCAAUGAUAGUAUCCUUUUGUUUUUCAGUUGUACUGUUUUUUUUGUUUGUUUUGUUUUUUAUUAAAUACUGUUUUUUAAUAAAUACACAACUUAUUCACACACUGUAUAUAGUGAAAACAGCCCAUAGACAGUUUAUUGAUUGGAAUCACACAAUGUUGUCAGCGCAACCAUUACAUAGUGUGUUUAAGACAUGCCACAAAUAAAACACAAACAACAUACUGCACAAUCAAAUUUAAAUUUGAUCAUUCAUUUUUCAUGUUAGGUACAGAUAUUUACAUGGAAAAGAUAUACACCUGGAAUUUUGGGAUUUACAAACACAUUAUUGUUAUUUUCUACAAGGAGCUCAGGAGAUAAAACUGCGCAGCAUCCUGAGCCUCAUAGGACAUGCAUUGGCUUGAUUCUUUCUUUUUUGUGGAAAGCAAGAAAACAGCAACACCACGUUUCCCAGUUGUGCAAACAAAAAUUAUCGAUAUCAGUGGCAUAAUACAUUCCUAAUUUUUCAGGUUCUUACAGUUGAUGUUGAAGGGGAACCCUCUUUUAGUGUGAGAUAAGACCAUUCAAUAUUUAUGGCAUGCACCUUAACAAACGUCUCGGCCCAUAACCUUGUUUACAGAAACAUCACAUUCUUCUAAGCAAGAUACCUUGCAGUUGUCACUGAUUUCGUGUAUGUGAGUAACUAUAUGUUUGUUUUAAGGUGGUUAAAAUAAGUUGUGGCUUAAAUUACUUUGUGGCAAAAUUCAUAAUUCUCCUCAAGAUGCCUUCUGUUACUGUAUAAACAGUAUUAACUGAAAUGUCAAGUGUAGAAAUAUUUUACAAAAAAAACAGUUCAAUAAAAACACCA
Hemibagrus wyckioides is the source of this 4531-nucleotide messenger RNA. RefSeq names its product structural maintenance of chromosomes 6 (gene smc6). Gene Ontology annotation, cellular component: nucleus; Smc5-Smc6 complex; site of double-strand break. NCBI's taxonomy places the organism in Eukaryota, Metazoa, Chordata, Actinopteri, Siluriformes, Bagridae. The coding region runs from base 228 to 3479 and encodes 1083 amino acids. Gene Ontology annotation, biological process: double-strand break repair via homologous recombination. The record is from RefSeq and is a predicted model, not a curated record. Gene Ontology annotation, molecular function: ATP hydrolysis activity; single-stranded DNA binding; damaged DNA binding. The transcript is spliced from 27 exons.